Messenger RNA from Penicillium samsonianum, 1380 nucleotides. Its product is annotated as arylsulfotransferase family protein. The transcript is spliced from 2 exons. NCBI's taxonomy places the organism in Eukaryota, Fungi, Ascomycota, Eurotiomycetes, Eurotiales, Aspergillaceae. The record is from RefSeq and is a predicted model, not a curated record. Bases 1 to 1380 code for a protein of 459 amino acids.
AUGUUUAUAGGAGUUCGAAAAUCCAACGAGGCUGGCACCGCUCCAACAAUCUUUGACAACAAUGGCGAUAUGGUGUGGCAGGGCCCGCACGGGGAGAACCUGAAUUUUAAGAUGCAAAAGCUGUUCGGCCAGGAUGUGAUCACAUACUGGGAUGGACAGCCAGAUGUAAGAGUGUUGGGAUAUGGAGCAACGCAUAUCCUCGACAGCACAUAUAAAGAGAUCUACACAGUCACUCUGCAUGAUGACUUUCACACUCCUAGCGGGAAAAGGUUUGACUCCUAUAUCGAUGGCCACGAGCAUUACAUCACGCCUCAGAAUACCAUGCUGGUCUCGGCCCUCAAUUUCACCCAAACUGAUACUAGCCAUCUCAGAAGGGGCACGCCCGACAUGUGGGUUUUGGACUCUCUGUUCUACGAAAUCGACAUAAAAACAAACAACAUCUUGUUCAAAUGGGAUGCACUCGAGCAUAUUCCGAUUUCCAAGACCAGUGUUACCGUAUUGGGUGGGAAAAAGUUGCAUGAAGCCUGGGACGCUUACCAUAUAAACUCGGUUACAACCGCCAAAUAUGGAUAUCUGGUCAACUUUCGACAUAUCCGCUCUGUUUUCUAUAUUAACAAGGACGGCUCUGUCCGCUGGCAACUCUCUGGUGACAAUGAUAACCAUGGCGACUUCAAAAGUGACAAUGUUAGCUUUGCAUGGCAACAUGAUGUCCGUGUUCACGACGAAACCAACGAAAGCCUAGUCCUCAGUCUCUACAACAACGCUGCCAUGGACCAUGACGACCCAGGCCCAUCAACAGGACUAGUCAUCCACGUCGAUCUCGUCAACAAGAAGGCAUGGAGGACCCACGAGCUGACAGAUCCAACUGACCAUAUCGUGAGCGCAACGCAAGGCAGCUUCCAGUUCCUUCCAAACCCAGGAACAGCGCACAUGCUGCUGGGCUACGGAUCGAUACCCAAACUCAAGGAAUAUGACGGAGACGGCAACGUAGUUCUCCGAGGGCAGUUUGGCAAGGACAAAUUUUCGGCUAAUGCCUACCGCAUAUUCAAAUCCGCGUGGAGCGCUACUCCACACUGGGAUCCUGCUCUCUUUGUUAAUCACACAACUUCGCAUACAACUGAUCUCUACAUGAGCUGGAACGGUGCCACGGACUAUGACAACUGGGCCAUUUUCUCGGUCCCAUCUCAGACCUCAACAUUGCUAGAAGGCAAGCGCCUGCUGGUGCAUAAGAGAACCGGCUUCGAAACUCACGUCCCUCUUGAGAAUAUCGAUGCCCGUUUUAUCAUUGCUGUUGCAAGAGAUGGCGAGAGAAUAGUGGGAAAGUCCUCCAUCGCGGAACUGGGUCAGGAGAUAAAUUCUGUUUGUCCUGUUAUCGCAUAA